CCAUACUCUAUUUUUAAUAUUCUUUGUUAUCCAUUCGUUAAUUUCAUCCUUUAAAAUCGCUUUCACUACCAUAAUAACCUAAAAAAAAAUAAAAUAAAAGGGUCUUCAGCGACCAUUAAAUUAAUCCAAGCAAAGAUAUUGACAAAAAUGGUUUCUAAAUCGUUUUUAAAACGAUUUCGAAAACUAGAUGCAUAUGCAAAGACGUUAGAUGAUUUUCGAGUUAGGACGGCAACUGGUGGCACAGUUACCUUAAUUAGUUUUUUCAUCAUUAUUUUACUUGUGCUUUUUGAAGUAACAAGGUAUAUGACGCCUAUAAUGAAGUCAGAAAUCAUUGUCGAUGGUGGAAAAAUGGAAAAAAUGCCAAUUUCAUUCGACAUUACUUUUCCUCAUCUGCCUUGUUACAUGCUAAGUUUGGAUAUCAUGGAUGAAAGUGGUGAGCAUAUUAGUGAAUAUGAUCAUGAUGUAUAUAAAGAAAGACUUGAUUCAAGUGGCAAAACUAUUUUAAAGGAAAAAUCAGACGAUCCGCGAAACGAAGCAGCAAAAUUAGUGUUAAAUCAUAACGGUGAUUUACCCGAUAAUUACUGUGGGCCAUGUUAUGGAGCAAAUCCUGAAAAUAAAGAAAAUCCUUGUUGUAAUACUUGUGAAGAAGUUAGACGUGCAUAUGCUGAUAUGGGUUGGAGUGGAGAUGCUGAUAAAUUUGAACAGUGCGUAAGAGAAGGAUGGAAAGAAAAGACGACAGCACAAUCAAGAGAAGGAUGUCGUAUGCAUGGUACAUUAUCCGUUAAUAAAUUACGCGGUAAUUUCCAUUUCUCUGCUGGUAGAGCCUUUAGUCAAGGUGGUACUCAUAUUCAUGAUAUGUCCCAAUUCUUACAUAAUGAGUAUAACCAAAACUUUAUGCAUGAAAUUCAUCACUUACAAUUUGGAUCUCAUGAAUAUAAUUUACAUAAGCAAAAGCGUACAAAAUCAAGUACUCUUGUUCACCCUUUGGAUAAUACAAAAUGGGGAAAUAUGCAAGCUGCCAUGAUGUAUCAAUACUUUAUAAAAAUUGUUCCUACUGAAUUUGAUUUCCUUAAUGGUAAACAAACAAGAACUUUUCAAUAUUCGGUUAGUAAGCAAGAUCAGUUAGUAACAAAUGGUGGGGGACUUCCUGGUGUAUUCUUCAUGCUUGAUCAUUCGCCAAUGCGUAUCAUUUACUCAGAAUGGAGACCUACUCUUGGUAGCUUCUUAACUAGUCUAUGCGCUAUUGUUGGUGGUGUAUUUAGUGUAGCUAGUAUAAUUGAUAGUGCUCUUUAUAGAGCUGAAAGGAUAUCCAAGCAAAGAAAACAAUUAUAAUAAAGACAUUCCCCCUUUUUUUCUAGGGAAAUAUAAUUUGUGUCAUUUGUUUAGCUUAUUCCCACGUACAUAAAAUGGUAACUACGAAAUGAAUGUACAACAAUAGUAAUCAUAAAAUUGGUAUGCCG
Messenger RNA from Cokeromyces recurvatus, 1460 nucleotides. Its product is annotated as endoplasmic reticulum vesicle transporter-domain-containing protein. The coding region runs from base 148 to 1332 and encodes 394 amino acids. Gene Ontology annotation, cellular component: endoplasmic reticulum membrane; endoplasmic reticulum; Golgi membrane. The transcript is spliced from 8 exons. NCBI's taxonomy places the organism in Eukaryota, Fungi, Mucoromycota, Mucoromycetes, Mucorales, Mucoraceae. Gene Ontology annotation, biological process: endoplasmic reticulum to Golgi vesicle-mediated transport; retrograde vesicle-mediated transport, Golgi to endoplasmic reticulum. The record is from RefSeq and is a predicted model, not a curated record.